GGGACCCCGGCGGGGCAGCGGCGGGAGGCGCGGCCGCGGUGCGGCGGUGAUGGGCGCGCCGGUUCCGCCCCGUGCCGCGCCGAGCGCCGCCCCGCAGCGCGGCUUGGGAGAGCGGUGGCGGCGGGGGGGACCCGCACUGAUCCCCGUCCCCCCGCCCGGCCCGGCCCGGCCCGCUCCGGUCCGAUCGCAGCAGCCGCAUGUCGGGGCCCGGGGCGCAGAGCCGCAGCCGGCGGCUGCCCGCUGACAUGGAGCAGGCCCAGCGGAACCUGGAUGCAGAGCAAGUGCAGCAGCAGCAGCAGCUGAAGCUACGGGACAGGCAGAAGUUCUUUGAGGAGGUUUUCCAGCAUGAUGUGGAUUUCUUCUUCCCAAUGUCUCACCUGCAGAUAGAGCACCGGAGACCCCCCUUAGGCAGCAUUUCCUCCAUGGAGGUGAACGUGGACAUGCUGGAACAGAUGGACGUGCUGGACCUGUCAGACCAGGACACUGUGGAUGUGUUUCUGGGCUGUGGGACAGAGGAGAGCAGCAUUGCUGGAUCUCUGCCAGGGGCAGAUGCCAGCCAGUGCUCAGAGGAGAUCACCCUGCAAGUGCCCAAUGCAGCUGAGAGCAAGUCUCGCAUUUCCUCCACGUCCUCUGCCUCCACGGAUCUGAACAGCCUGGACACCAGCGAGGAGGGGGCUGAGACCCCCGUGGUGCAGUCGGAUGAGGAGGACCUGCAGGAGGACAGUCCCAAAGAGCAGGUGGUGAGAAGCUAGCAGCCAGCUUUGCCCUGCUCCCAGCCUCCUCUGUACGGACUUGCCAGCCCAGAAGGAAAGCUGCUGGUGCUCAGUUAACCCCGUCCUGGACUGCUGCCCUGCCAGAGGGGAGAGAUGGUUUUCCCCUCCUCUCCCUCCACGUGCUCUCCUGGCAGCCAGAGGAGAAGGAAAGGGGUAUUGUAAGCUCCCAAAAUUAACUCUUCAGGCUUUGCUGCUAACACUCCCUGCUUCACUUCCCACCCUCCCUAAAAUGCUCAGCAUCCCACAGCCCCACCAUCCCCAGAAAGCCAUCCCUUAGGAUCUCAGUUCCCCCUGCCCUACUGACAAAGGUUCUGGCCAGACGAGCACUUAACGACGGCACAGAGAAAUACACUGAUCUAACCAA
Messenger RNA from Catharus ustulatus (Swainson's thrush), 1137 nucleotides. It is a transcript of the gene DBNDD2, whose product is annotated as dysbindin domain containing 2. Lineage: Eukaryota; Metazoa; Chordata; Aves; Passeriformes; Turdidae. The coding region runs from base 198 to 752 and encodes 184 amino acids. Gene Ontology annotation, cellular component: cytoplasm. The transcript is spliced from 4 exons. Gene Ontology annotation, biological process: negative regulation of protein kinase activity. The record is from RefSeq and is a predicted model, not a curated record.